UUUUCCUGAGAAAACGGGGACCGAAGUUUGCGGCGUGGCCACUUUUUCUGGGGAACCGGAAAAUCUCUUAGGUCUGGUUUUCCGAGCAAGAGGAAUAAAGAGGGCGACGGUGGACCGGCGGUGGCAGGGGAAGGAGCAGAUCGACGUCUCAAGUACGAUCGUCGGCGGUUCUCCCUCCCCCCCCCCCAGUUUUUACUUUUCCUACCUUUUUCUCCUUUUAAAAUAUAUUUUUUUCCCAACAAGAAGAGGAGAACGUCUUGUCACCUUCUCAGCUACCAGUCUACCCUUUUCCUUUUCGUCUUCUUUUCCUUUCCAAACACUCUCUCUCUACUCCCUUCGAAUGCAAGGAAGUCGAUUCCGGAAAUACUCUGUGUAGCUUUCAUUUUCCCCAUCUUCUUGUUUGGAUUGGAAAAAUUGGAAGCGAAGAAUCGGCAAUCGGGGUUCGAAAUCUCUCUCUCUCUCUUAUGUUCUCCGCCUUCCGCUGGUUGCAGACAGGGGGAAGGCGAAGAAUUUGUUUCUGCUAAGGUUCGUUUCUUUAUCAGAUAAUAGAACUCGGGCUUCGGGUUUCUUGAAGAUCGGUUUGGGUGAAUGAAACGAAGGGUCCUCGCAAUGCGUAGCUCCUCAACUAUAGAGACGUUUUCUCUGCACCGGCUGGAUUGGGAGUUGAUUUGCAGCCGGUGACUCGGAUAUUUUCGCUUGUGAGGGUUACUGGGGAAAAUUCUUGGGGUCCUUGCGCCGGAGAUGACGUAUUCCGUCCAGAUUAAGGACGGUUUGCUGUUGGAUACGAAGCUGGAGGUGGAGGAUGGAAAUGGGGCGUAUGUUAGGUUGGGUUAUCUGAAUGAUCCCGAGCCGGAGGCGUUUGGGAGGCAGGAGAACCAAGCUGCUUUGAAGAAGCCUUGCCGCGCGUGCUGGUGGGUGAAGGUGGUUUUUGUAUGCCUCUGCCUGCUGCUGCUAGUUGCUGCUUUCAUCAUUUGGGGAGCGCCCUUUCUUAUUGAAAAGGUUGUUAUUCCAACCUUGGACUGGGAGAUGGCCACUUUUAGUACGCCUGUUCUUGGACUCUUGCUUUUUGCUUGUAUGGCAGUAUUUCCUGCUAUCGUACUGCCAUCAGCACCUUGCAUGUGGUUAGCAGGGAUUACUUUUGGUUAUGGAUAUGGAUUUUUGCUAAUCAUGGCAGGGACAAGCUUGGGAAUGUCUUUGCCAUACUUCAUUGGUUCUCUCUUUCAUGAAAAAAUACAUAGAUGGCUCGAAAGAUGGCCGAAGAAGGCUGCUAUUAUUAGAUUAGCAGGGGAAGGGAGCUGGUUUCAUCAGUUUCGAACUGUCACUCUGCUUAGAAUCUCCCCUUUUCCUUACAUCGUGUUCAACUAUGCAGUUGUUGCAACUAAUGUCAAAUAUGGCCCAUACAUAUGUGGAUCAUUAGUAGGAAUGGUGCCAGAAGCUUUUAUCACGAUCUACAGCGGCAUUCUUAUAAGAAGCCUGGCCGAUGCAUCUCAUGAUCGGCGGUUCCUUUCGCCACAGCAGAUCCUCUACAACUCGCUAGGCAUCUGCGCUGCAAUUGCUGCCACCGUCGCCGUGACCUUCUACUCCAAGAGGGCUCUCCAAACCCUUCAAUCCGAAGAAGACGUCCUGGCAUGAUGCCAAAGGAAGUGUGGGGGACAACCCACAGGGUGGGGGACAACCCAGAUAGGUCCAGUGGGUUAGUUUGGUUUUGGCCACGGGAACGUCUUUCACUGUGGAUGGUGGAGGUGGGGACGGCAAAAUGUACAUGAACAUUCAUUAUAGGUGGGCAAGAAAUCGCAGCUUCACAUGCUUACUCUUUUUGUCUUUUCAAAUGUUUUCUAUAAUUUUUUUUUUAAAUGCCUGGGUGGCGUGAUAUUUGUAAAUUUGACUGAAACUCAGUGAUUUAAUGUUGAAUGAAAAUUGGUUGACCGGGCAGCAUUGUUA
Messenger RNA from Nymphaea colorata (pocket water lily), 1941 nucleotides. RefSeq lists its product as uncharacterized. The record is from RefSeq and is a predicted model, not a curated record. NCBI's taxonomy places the organism in Eukaryota, Viridiplantae, Streptophyta, Magnoliopsida, Nymphaeales, Nymphaeaceae. The transcript is spliced from 4 exons. Bases 742 to 1632 code for a protein of 296 amino acids.